AUGGACGGAGGUGUUACCAUUGUUGCUGUCUUUGAAGUCCCCAUCGAACAUUCGGUGCUACUAGGAGGAGAAACUCUUACCUGGCGUGCCAUCACGCACAGCGACCAGACUUUGACAGAGACUACCACAGGUCUUCGAACAUCAUAUUUGUACUGGGAAGCAGCUCCCAUUAGAACUGGCCACUGCGAACGGCCUCCCUCUCCCUCACCAGAGAAAUCCGAGUCUUCUCCUGCAAGGAACUUCAGUCCUAUAUGGUGUGACCUCAGUGACGACGAUUCUGUCGUCCUUCCCGUUUGUACCAUCACGCUCUACUUGGACAAAGUCCUCGCUUCACUAGGACUUCAUGUAGAAGCGCGAACCUCUUUCAUCACGUAUUGGCUUCCCUCUAUCCUGAAGCACACUCAUGUCGCCCUGCGAUUUGUUCCCCAAAAUGAAUAUGAAACCGCAACGCCUCUCCAUAUUAAACCAUCGCCGGAUGUUGUGACACGCAUCUUUAUGUUGUUUAAAGGCAUUUCCGAGGAUCGGUUAGGUGGGUGGUCUGGGGCCAUCUCACGAUCUCAGGAUGGCGUGGAGUGGUGGAGAGACGUUGUGGGGCUAAUUUCAGAGGAGCGUCAAAGUAACGAGAAGCUGUUCAGAGUGUUGGAAUGGGAGGGAAUGGAGGUGAAGAGACUGUAAAUGAGAUUUAUUAGUAUUUGUUACAUAUAUACAUGCAAGUCCUGCUAUCCUUCCCUUUUUGCGGGGCGACAGUACAUAAUUCU
Messenger RNA from Desarmillaria tabescens, 758 nucleotides. RefSeq lists its product as uncharacterized. The record is from RefSeq and is a predicted model, not a curated record. NCBI's taxonomy places the organism in Eukaryota, Fungi, Basidiomycota, Agaricomycetes, Agaricales, Physalacriaceae. Bases 1 to 675 code for a protein of 224 amino acids. The transcript has 4 exons.